AUGCGUCCGGCCAUAUCGCUGGCCCAGAUCUGUGAUCCGACGCCCAAGAAGGGCCUCUUUGCCCAGUGGCAAAGCCUGAUCAAGAAGAAUCGGGAAAACGGGACGGUUAUUGAGGCGGCCAUCACUACUUUUAAAAAAGCACUCGGUCAAGCUGACCGUGGUCUCCCGCCAGGAGCAGCGUUACAUUGGACCAACAUCUACAACGUGGCACCGGAGACGCCGCGGCAGAAGCUCAUCACCAGGACCAUUUCCACUUCGCAGCUAAGCAGCCUGCCCCAGAAUCGUCAUUGCAGCUUUGACUUUUUGCAUGGAACCAUGUGGAGCAGCUUCGAUCAACUGCUGUCAGACAACCACGUGCAGCUUUGACAUCCUACGUUUUUUGGUUAUGGUGAAUGCACUCAGGAGCAGCCACAGGAUCAGGAUGAGCUGGAUCAUGACCAGGGCGUGCUCGUCAAAGCCCAGCCGGUGGCAGUGCAGACCACUUCGCUCCUGCUGCCCAUUGAUGAGCUAUCCCACACCCUCGCUGGCCUCUAGCGUGAACAGCGCUAAGGAGGAGAGCCAGCAUUCGUAUGACUCUGGCACCUCGGCCUCCUCGCAGAGCAACAACAACCUCCAGGACAAGCAGCAGCCGCGCAAGCUGA
Molecule: messenger RNA, 641 nt
Organism: Drosophila serrata
Lineage: Eukaryota; Metazoa; Arthropoda; Insecta; Diptera; Drosophilidae
Source: RefSeq, a predicted model, not a curated record